Ceratina calcarata is the source of this 2689-nucleotide messenger RNA. RefSeq lists its product as uncharacterized. Gene Ontology annotation, molecular function: calcium ion binding. NCBI's taxonomy places the organism in Eukaryota, Metazoa, Arthropoda, Insecta, Hymenoptera, Apidae. The record is from RefSeq and is a predicted model, not a curated record. The transcript has 14 exons. The coding region runs from base 106 to 2673 and encodes 855 amino acids.
UCGCGACUCAGGUAGUUGAAACGAGCAGGUGCCGUGGUGCCUCCCCGACGAAAUAGCCACACAGUUAUCGUGUCUCGAUUUCGGAGUUUCAGCAUAUCGUUCAGUAUGGCGCAUUGGGUCAGCUUCACCCUGCUCGCCGUGGCUGCGAUCGUCGCUCUGACGGAGUCUAAGGCCGUCCCUACCGAACCCAUUUCAGUGAUGCUGGACCCAUAUGGGAACCCGAUGGUGUUCGUGCGAGAGAAGAGGACAGCCGUGCGCCCGUAUCCUCACAGAGCCAUGAUGUUCACCAGCUACUACAGACCGAUCCGCCGUUCGGGUGGACAGGCGACCGGCGUGUUCGCUCAGGGAAACGCCGUGAGCGGAGAGGCCUUCUUCGGUGGCAUGCAAGCGCCACACUUGAAGAACGGCCCGGAACCGAUCGAAGAACCGGAAGUGUCCAGCGCUGAAGCCCAAGCGUCGCCGGAGGGUGAGGAGACUUACAACGAGGACGACCAGACUCAGGUGCAGCAGGACGAGUACAAGCCCGAGGAGCAUCACCAACAGGACGAGCACCAUCAUCACCAUCACCAUCAUCACGAAGAGGAGCCGCAGGACGAGCAGCCGAACCACGAGGAGGAAGAGCAUCAUCACGAACAUCAUGCCCCGCCUCAGGAGGAACCAGAACCGGUUCCUGCGUUCACCGAGGCAGUCCCGGUAGCUCCGGAGGAGCCGGUCCGCACGAACACAGAGGCGAACCGUCCGAAAGUUCAUCAUGGGAAGAAAAACAAGAAAACCCCGGUCGUCGAGGACGAAGAGGAAGACGACGAGGAGGACGACGAACCGUCGGUACCCUUCGUCCCCUUCAAAGGCAAUCGUCGCCGACAACACUAUCCGCACUUGAACAACUUCUUCCCCAUGGUGUUCAGCUUCCCCGGCGUGUCCACUAGAGCCGGAUCUUCCGGUGGUUCUCCCCCUGGCGCGGUCACUGCCAUCGCCAACAGCUACUCCACUGCGAAGGGUGGCAUGGCCAGUUCGGUAGCGACUGCUUACGGCGGAUCUCCUAACGGGUACGAGCCUAGCAUCAAGCCCAGGAACAUGAAGGUCGCGUUGGUUCUAAUCGCAGUAUUUGCCACUGCCUUGGCCUACCCAGUCUACGAGGUCGCGGAAGAAGUAGCUCCGAUAAGAGUCGCCAGGGAAGCGAACCCGGAACCCUUCCUUCUAGGUGGACUCGGCGGGUUCGGCGGAUUCGGCGGAAUCGGUGGAUUCGGUGGCGGCUACCACAAAUUCGGCGGAGGAUUCGGUGGAGGAUUCGGUGGAUUCGGUGGAGGCUUCCGCAAAUACGGCGGCGGAUUCGGUGGAUUCGGUGGCGGCUUCCACAAAUUUGGUGGAUUCGGUGGAUACGAGCCAUCGGAAGAUAAGAGAUCUACCCCGGACGUUGUUAAUCCUGAAACUGAUCACCUGGCAAGAUUAACACCACGCGAAACAAUGAAGUGCUCUGCGGUUUUAUUACUCUUCGUUUUCCUCCAAAUUCACUAUGGAUCGUUCGCCAAGUUAGAUUCGAAAGAGGAGAACCAAACGGAAGCGGAGCAGCAGAGGAGUGCUCGAGUGCAUCGGGUGGCCGACGACUUCUCUGGGAACGAUGACUCGCAGGCAAAGACCAGCGUGAAGGAUAUAAUGAUCAAGCAAGCCGUUCAACUCGGCGGCCAGGAACUCGAGAAACUGCUGGUAGACUUUCCUAAUUUGAGCAACCUGAUACAGCGCGAGGCACAGAUGUUCAAGGAAUUAAAUCUGGUUCUCAAGGAAUUGAUUCGAGACGGAACCGUCACUCUGAAGAACAUCGAAGUCAGUGAAACGGUAGACGCUUCGACCGUGAAGCCCUUUAAGAACGAGAACGGUCUGAGGAAUCUUCUAAGCUCGAUCGAGGAAUUAGAGAAUCUGAACGAGAGCGAUGGAAAUUGGAGGCUCCAGCCUUCUCGACUGGAGAGUGUAAACGAACUGGAGAUGAAGACCGUGAAAAAUAUCGCGCAUACUUUGGACAACGUGCUGAUGAAUAUUCAGAACCACGUUACCUUCGUUCGGAACAUCUUCGACAGACUUUGCAGGCUGGAGUUGGACAGUUUGUUUAAACUGUACAAAAAGCUGACCAGCUUGGGACAGCAACAAGUAGGGCAAUCGGUCAUCAUCGGUAGGAGAUCGCAGCCCAAUCAAGCUACAGAGGGCAUAGACAGGACUAUUUUCCGUGACUUGUUACACAAUACGUUCAAAGUGAUAACGGAGGACGCGUUGGUGGAGCGUAUAUUUUGCUGCUGGGACCGAGACAACGAGGGCAUCGUCAGGUUGGAAGCGUGGAUCAUGGGACUGGAUCUUUAUCUCCGCGGUAGUCUGCGAGAGAAGAUCGAGUUCUGCUUCAAAGUGUACGACUUGAACAACGACGGUUUCAUCACGAAGGACGAGAUAUUUCAAUUGUUCAAGCAUUGUUUGAUCAAGCAACCGGGAGAGGAGGAUCCCGACGAGGCGGUGAAGGAUUUAUCCGAGCUGGCGUUGAAGAAGUUGGACGUGAACCGGGAUGGGAAGAUUUCUUUUCAAGAUUAUAAGAUGGCUGUGAUAGAAGAGCCCCUGCUCUUGGAAGCUUUCGGGCAGUGUCUGCCCACGGAGGAGAAUUCUGCUUCUAUAUUAGCUACGUUGCGAUCAUGAAGUGAUCGUACGUGUG